Messenger RNA from Mangifera indica (mango), 690 nucleotides. RefSeq lists its product as uncharacterized. The transcript is spliced from 3 exons. Lineage: Eukaryota; Viridiplantae; Streptophyta; Magnoliopsida; Sapindales; Anacardiaceae. The record is from RefSeq and is a predicted model, not a curated record. Bases 120 to 599 code for a protein of 159 amino acids.
UUUACCUACUACUUAUACUUACCUUUCCUAAUGUCCCUUUUCAUUCCCAUUCACACACCCCAUCAUUUCCUUAAUAAUUUCUUCAUCUUUCUGUUAAUUUCCCAUUAAUUUUCUCAAAAAUGGUUAAAGUAGGAGGAGUCUUCAUCUGUCUGUUAAUCGUUGCCAUGGAUGUGGCAGCUGGAAUUCUCGGCAUCCAAGCUGAAGUUGCUCAAAAUAAGGUUAAACAUAUGCGGCUUUGGAUAUUUGAGUGUAGAGACCCAAGCCAUGAUGCUUUCAUGCUAGGGUUAAUUGCAGGAGUACUUCUUGUUUUAGCUCACGUAAUCUCUAAUUUACUUGGUGGGUGCAUGUGCAUUUGUUCUCAAGAUGAGUUUUCAAAGGCUUCCCCUAACAGGCAACUCUCCUUUGCAUGCCUUCUCUUCUCUUGGGUCGUAUUAGCGGUUGGAUUGUCAAUGCUGGUGAUAGGAACAAUGUCAAACAACAAAUCAAAAGCUUCGUGUGGGUUCAUUCACCAUCAUUUUUUAUCAAUAGGAGGGAUUCUGUGUUUUGUUCAUGGGUUAUUCUGUGUUGCAUAUUAUGUUUCUUCUACUGCUGCUGCUUAGGAUUGAAGCUGGUCAUCAAAUUUUGAUGGGUGUGUAUUUGUUAAUUAUUUCAUUAAAAUCAUAUAAAAUUAACAACUUAUUAUCACCUAAA